UCAUCUGAUACUAUCUAUUCACAUAUUUUCUCUCUUAUACCAAAGUUUCCAUUUUUUUAAAAAAACUUUGGUAUAUUAAGAUUUUGAUCAAUCAAUCAAAACCCAGAAAUUUACUCAAAAAAUGGAGCAAUCAGUACAAUUCAACAUAGUUAAAUCAAUGAAGAAAAUGCAAUCUGCAUAUUUUUACUCUCUUUUCUUGUUCUCGUCUUCAUUAGUUUUACUAAUCUUACACUUGAUGAAAUCCUACAGUGGUGUAUAUCUUACUUCUAUUCUGAAAUUCAACAUUGACAGGAACCAUGUGUUCCUAAUCUGUAAUGGGAUUUUAGUAAUCCUUGUUAAAAGCUCGUCUUCGCUUUCCAUGUCAUCGUCUCAGGACAGCAACUCUGAUUACAGCAGUAGUACUAGUAAUGCAGCUCAGAGUUUGCCAAGACCAGUAGUACUAGGUGAUCAGAGAAAACAGCAAGAGGAGUUUUCUGCUGUAAGUUCAGAACAGAAUGUUGCUACUGAUGUAAAAACAGCGCGAUUUUUGACAGUUGAAGAGACUGUUAUUACUGAAGUACUUCAGGUACAGCAUCAGAAAGUGGUGGUCUCAGAAUGUGAAGUUGCUCAUGUACAUCAGCAAAAUGAUGAUGAUGUUUAUGAUGAUCAUAACGAUAUUGUCGAUGAUGAUGAGGAAGAAGACGACGAGGAAGCAGAGGAAUUGAACAAGAGGUGUGAGGAUUUUAUUAGAAAGAUGAAGCAGGGGAUUAUUUCUGAACACAGAAAUGAUCUAGGAUUAGCUAGAAAUUAUAUCUGCUAACUAUUUCAUCUUUUAUUUUUGGAUCACCUAUUAAUAGUAGCAUCUUGUAGACUAUGGUUGUAGUUUUUGUAAUUAUAGUGCAACCAAGUAAUAUAAUUCUCAAGGAAAUUUGGCCACUCUAA
This is a messenger RNA of Chenopodium quinoa (quinoa), 921 nucleotides long. RefSeq lists its product as uncharacterized. The record is from RefSeq and is a predicted model, not a curated record. Bases 122 to 799 code for a protein of 225 amino acids. Lineage: Eukaryota; Viridiplantae; Streptophyta; Magnoliopsida; Caryophyllales; Amaranthaceae. The transcript has a single exon.